CCCGCGCCUACAGCAAAAAAACUGCAUUUCACCUCCCGUCGCCAUUCCACCGCCUCGACCUUUUUUCUUCGUUAGCAUUAUAUAAUUCGCGUCCAUCUCUUCUCCAAUGGCGUCUGUCGGUGCUUCUCUUCACCGCGCCAGGGCCCCCGUCCGCCGUGCCCUCACUGCCGCUCCCGCCACCUUGAGAUGCCUCGCCACCAUCCCUCCCGCCGAGCCCAAUGCGACGCCGAAGCGAAAGACAUAUUUCAAGGAUAGCACUGUUGCUCCCUUCUCCGACUUUCUCGGCACCUCGUCGCAGGCGCAGGCUCUUGGCCCUACGGAUGCCUAUGAGCUGCGCACCGCCGAAGUCGGGCCCAAGGGCAAGAAGCGAACCAUUACCAGACUGCCUGAGUGGCUCAAGACGCCUAUCCCAUCGGGCAACGACAACUUCAAGAGCAUCAAGAAGGACCUGCGUGGUCUUAAUCUGCACACUGUCUGCGAAGAGGCCAGAUGCCCCAACAUCUCCGAGUGCUGGGGCGGCUCGGAUAAGAGCGCGGCCACGGCAACCAUUAUGCUCAUGGGCGACACCUGCACCCGUGGAUGCCGCUUCUGCAGCGUCAAGACAAACAGAGCCCCUGCUCCUCUGGACCCCCACGAGCCAGAGCACACUGCGGAGGCCCUUGCCCGCUGGGGUCUCGGAUAUGUCGUCUUGACGUCCGUGGACCGUGACGAUCUUGCCGACGGCGGUGCCAGACACUUUGCCGAGACCAUUCGCAAGAUUAAGCAGAAGAAGCCCUCGCUGCUUGUCGAGGCCCUGACUGGCGAUUUCAUGGGCGACCUCGACAUGGUCAAGAUUGUGGCCGAGAGCGGCCUGGACGUCUACGCUCACAAUGUCGAGACCGUCGAGGCCCUGACACCAUAUGUUCGUGACCGCAGAGCCACGUUCCGCCAGAGUCUUGCUGUUCUUAAGCACGUCAAAGAGGUCCGCGGCAAGGAGGGCAUCAUCACCAAGACCAGCAUCAUGCUGGGCCUCGGCGAGCAGGAGCACGAAGUUAUGGAUGCCCUGCGCGAGCUGCGCAAGGCCGAUGUCGACGUCGUCACGUUUGGCCAGUACAUGCGCCCCACGAAGCGCCAUCUCAAAGUCGAAAAGUAUGUCACCCCCGACGAGUUUGAGAUGUGGCGCCAGCGCGCCCUCGACAUGGGCUUCUUGUACUGCGCGUCUGGCCCGCUCGUCCGCUCCUCGUACAAGGCCGGCGAGGCCUUUAUCGAAAAUGUCCUCCGCAAGAGAAAGGCCGGCGUGGCCGUCGAGGGAGAUGCGGGCAAGUCUGCUGCUGGCCUGGAGGCUGAGACAAGAGUAUAGAAGUUUUGGACGGACUUGGUGUUUUUCUUCAUUCUGCGGCGUACUUAUUACUUAAUUGGGACAUAUACUUUUUCUUUCGUUGUACUUUUUGUUUCUUACAUGUAUCAUGGCGCUCCUUGGGAGACGAGAACAACAAAAAAGCUCGGCAUGGAGACGGCGUUUUUGUGGGUUUGCUUUAUCGGAUGUAUUUCAACUCUACAGUCAGGCCUUCAACAGUGGUCUGCGGAACAACCUCUAUACUCAUCAUAAUGAAUCUCUACCAACCAAUCAAUCAUCUGUAUGAUUAUACAUAAUUUUCAAACUUGUGCUGGCAACUUUUGU
Molecule: messenger RNA, 1660 nt
Organism: [Torrubiella] hemipterigena
Lineage: Eukaryota; Fungi; Ascomycota; Sordariomycetes; Hypocreales; Clavicipitaceae
Source: the annotation of a GenBank genome assembly